Molecule: messenger RNA, 3163 nt
Organism: Danio aesculapii
Lineage: Eukaryota; Metazoa; Chordata; Actinopteri; Cypriniformes; Danionidae
Product: GTPase IMAP family member 8
Exons: 6
Coding region: 193-2697 (834 amino acids)
Molecular function (GO): GTP binding
Source: RefSeq, a predicted model, not a curated record
AUCUGUCGAUGCUAUUAGAUCUUCAAUUGUCUUCAAUAUCUUCAAAUGUGGGUGAACGAUUAAACAAGUAACUUCAAAUGCUAAAACAGCUUGCCAUACCGCCUCUGCGUCACUGGAAGCUGCUAAAGUAAAUCCAGUCAUACAUGACAGGAAAAACGACUGUAGACUGCAACUCCAACUCUUGCUGAGACCAUGACAAGUACAAUGGACUUAAGUGAAGCUCAGAGUCUGUCAGAGCUGAGGAUUGUGUUGAUGGGGUAUAGAUAUGCUGGUAAGAGUUCAUCAGGAAACAGCAUCCUGUGCAGAGAAGAGUUUGACUUGAAGAGAUCUGCUCAGUGUGUGAGGAGACAUGGAGAAGCAGCAGAUAAACACAUCAUUGUCAUUGAAGCUCCAGGAUGGUGGAGAGAUUACAGUGUAGAGUUCAGUCCAGUGUCACUGAAAGAGGAGAUUUUGCUCAGUGUGUCUCUGUGUCCUCCAGGACCACACGCUCUACUGCUAAUCAUUUCUGUGGGCACUGCAUUUAAAGAGCCUGAGAGAAGAGCAGUGCUGGGUCAUCUGGGUCUUCUGGGUGAGAGAGUCUGGAGUCACACUAUAGUGCUGUUCACUCAUGGAGACUCUCUGUCAGACACAUCUAUAGAGCAGCACAUUGAGAGCGAAGGCCAGGAGCUCCAGUGGCUGCUGAACAAAUGUGGGAACAGAUAUCAUGUUCUCAACAAUCACAACAGCAGAGACCACACUCAGAUCAAGCAGCUGCUGGAGAAGAUUGAGGAGACUGUGGCACAAAACAAAGAUGGCCAUUUUGAACUAGACAGAGAGAUUUUACACAGGGUGAAGGAGAGAAGAAGAGCAGAGGAAGAGAGAGCAGAAGAACGAAUGAAGAGGAUGCAGAAACGAAGAGAAAUCAUCAGAUCACAGAUGAGUGAAGCUCAGAGUCUGUCAGAGCUGAGGAUUGUGUUAAUGGGUAAUAGAAAAGCUGGUAAGAGUUCAUCAGGAAACAGCAUCCUGUGCAGAGAAGAGUUUGACUUGAAGAGAUCUGCUCAGUGUGUGAGGAGACAUGGAGAAGCAGCAGAUAAACACAUCAUUGUCAUUGAAGCUCCAGGAUGGUGGAAGAAUCAACCUGUAGAAGACAGUCCAGAGUUACUGAAAGAGGAGAUUUUGCUCAGUGUGUCUCUGUGUCCUCCAGGACCACACGCUCUACUGCUAAUCAUUUCUUUGGGCACUGCAUUUAAAGAGACUGAGAGAAGAGCAGUGCUGGGUCAUCUGGGUCUUCUGGGUGAGAGAGUCUGGAGUCACACUAUAGUGCUGUUCACUCAUGGAGACUCUCUGUCAGACACAUCUAUAGAGCAGCACAUUGAGAGCGAAGGCCAGGAGCUCCAGUGGCUGCUGGACAAAUGUGGGAACAGAUAUCAUGUUCUCAACAAUCACAACAGCAGAGACCACACUCAGAUCAAGCAGCUGCUGGAGAAGAUUGAGGAGACUGUGGCGCAAAACAAAGAUGGCCAUUUUGAACUAGACAGAGAGAUUUUACACAGGGUGAAGGAGAGAAGAAGAGCAGAGGAAGAGAGAGCAGAAGAACGAAUGAAGAGGAUGAAAAAACGAAGAGAAAUCAUCAGAUCACAGAUGAGUGAAGCUCAGAGUCUGUCAGAGCUGAGGAUUGUGUUGAUGGGGUAUAGAUAUGCUGGUAAGAGUUCAUCAGGAAACAGCAUCCUGUGCAGAGAAGAGUUUGACUUGAAGAGAUCUGCUCAGUGUGUGAGGAGACAUGGAGAAGCAGCAGAUAAACACAUCACUGUCAUUGAAGCUCCAGGAUGGUGGAUUGAUAACACUGUAGAGGAGAGUCCAGAGUUACUGAAAGAGGAGAUUUUGCUCAGUGUGUCUCUGUGUCCUCCAGGACCACACGCUCUACUGCUAAUCAUUUCUUUGGGCACUGCAUUUAAAGAGACUGAGAGAAGAGCAGUGCUGGGUCAUCUGGGUCUUCUGGGUGAGAGAGUCUGGAGUCACACUAUAGUGCUGUUCACUCAUGGAGACUCUCUGUCAGACACAUCUAUAGAGCAGCACAUUGAGAGCGAAGGCCAGGAGCUCCAGUGGCUGCUGGACAAAUGUGGGAACAGAUAUCAUGUUCUCAACAAUCACAACAGCAGAGACCACACUCAGAUCAAGCAGCUGCUGGAGAAGAUUGAGGAGACUGUGGCACAAAACAAAGAUGGCCAUUUUGAACUAGACAGAGAGAUUUUACAGGAGAGUGAUGAUGGAGGAUAUGAAGAGGAGCAAAUGAACAAAUUUGAGGAGACGAGAGCACAGACUAUGAGUGGAGAUGAGCGCUCAGACACCUGGUCUCUGCCAAGUUCAGCGUACAGUUCAUUCAGAUCUCGAACUGGAGACUCAGCUUAUGGAUCAUCACGCUCCAGAAAUUCAUAUCACACAGGAUUUGUGUCAGGAGCCAUUAAACGAUAUAACAGCAUGGAAAUACCACCACCAGACUUGAGUGGAGACGAGCGCUCGGACCGGUGGUCUGUGGGAAGUUCAGCUUACGGUUCAUUCAGAUCUCGAAGAGGAGCUGACUCGGUUUAUAGUUCCUCACGCUCUAAAGUCUCUUUGCUGUCCAUCGCUGAAUCUGUGGAAGGAUCAGAAAUAAGAGCACACGGCAAACCCAAGAGCUCAAAACCUCUAAAAAUAUCACAGCGUGAAAAGGAUAAAUAAACAAUUGAGAAAACCUUAAUCAUUACUUGGUGGCUUCGCAAUUAUGACGCUGUAAUUUCAAUCUAAAACAUUUAAAUAGCAGUGUUAUUAAAACUGUCUGUAUAUUUCAAAAAGCCUUUUAAUUACAUUUAUUGUUAAAAUUGUCAAGUAAUUUUUACUUUCUCUGAAGAUUUAGGCUGUCGACAAACAUCAGUACACUGUAUAUAGUUUGUAUUUUUAUACAAGUACUGAAUAUACUUUUCUCAUUCUUAUUGGUCUUUAAAGCUCUACUUGAACACAGUGUGUAAUUCCUGAGUUUACUGUAAAUCUAUAUAUACAUAAUUGUCUCAAUGUAUAGAUGUAAGAAAUACUGUGAAAAUAAGUGUACUUAUGAUAUUGUGUAAUAUAUAGACAAUGCUAACACUGAUUCGAAAAAUUCAGUAUUGCCCAGGAUCGUUAUAACAUUUCAGAUACAACAGAUCAUUAA